Messenger RNA from Arvicanthis niloticus (Nile rat), 2752 nucleotides. NCBI's taxonomy places the organism in Eukaryota, Metazoa, Chordata, Mammalia, Rodentia, Muridae. The record is from RefSeq and is a predicted model, not a curated record.
GACUACUUGACUUCAAGUGAGUGGAGAGAAUCCACCUUUAACCGACUGAAAAAAAUGGAGAGGAAUACACAAAAAAUGAGGAGUGGUGCCUCUAAUCCAUGCCAGAGGAUAACCCAUGAAGAUCUUUGCAAUUUGCUGAAGAGACUUCAGAAACUGAUGAAUAGACUUGGAUAUGGAUCAUCUAGAAAGAGACCCAGAGAGCAGCCUGCUAUUGCCUCUCUGUCUUCUCAAAGAGGAAUGUUCAAUGUACAAACAAAUUAUGAACAAAACACAGUUCCUGUUUUUAAUACCUAUGAAGAAUACCAUAAGACGGUUCUUCAGUCAUUUGAAAAUAUUUCAAUUGUACUGAACAUAGAAGGAAAAGUUGUUUUUGUAUCCCAGAAUGUGACACCUCUUCUUGGCUAUCUUCCAGAAGAUAUAAUUGGGACGAGCCUAUUAAAUCUUGUUCAUGAUGAACAAAAGGAUGACAUAUCUGAGAAGAUCAUUCUAAAUCUUCCAUUGGCAAAUAUAGAGAAUUAUGGAGGAGCUCAAUAGGACAUUACUCUCAGAUGAUGAGCCCUCACACGCAGUGGAAGAGUUCAAGAGAGCUGAUGGAUGCCGUGGGAGGAAGAGUGUGGUACCUCUAAGGAUGUAGCCCCUAGCAGUGGUUCUCAACCUUCCUAAUGCUGAGACCUUUUAAUACAGUCUCUCAUGCUGUGUGGGAAGCCUAAUCGAAUUUUGCUGUUAUAUAAGAAAAGGAAAUGUAGGUCAGAGUGGCCAGGACACAUAUUGUUACAGGACCAUGUACCAAGGGAGACAUAUAUAUGAGUACGUGAAAUUCAUCUUGUACCUACAGGAUUCUUAUGAUGAGUCAUUUGUAUUUUUUGGAAACUUCGGUCCUAAUAGCAGAAAGAUUUGGUCUUCUGCUCCAAGGCUGUUAUGGGAGGAAAAGUACUAUGUUGUGGGAAACAUUUCUGUUCUACGUACGCCGGAUGAGACAGCACAACCAGUUAACAUUCAAACAAAUGCUGUAGAUGAUGAUUCUGAUGAUGACAGUACUUUACAACACCAUAGGCUUCGAAAACGCCACCGUAGGAACAAAAUGCAAACAGAUGCUCAGGCUGAAGCUGUGAAUGUGGAGGAGUGUCCUGAAGCAGGCACAGAAGUUGAGAUUGUAGAAGUUCAAGCAGCCACUCAGCGAAUGCCAUUUGACUUAAUUCAGGUCCGGACACCCUCUCACUCAAGCAUAAACCCAGAAUUAAGUGCAGCUACAAGCAUAAGCACUGGCAUGAGGACAAGCACAAGUUCUUCAUCUACAAAUAUUUCAUCAACAACACCAGUAUCAACCCCUACAUCUAGACAGGGGUAUGAGAUAGAUCCAAAAUAUAUGCUAGAGCCCCAAGACAGAGAAUUUGAAGUAGGUCCAGAGUUCCUCCUAAAUGACAGCCAAGACACAGAGGCCACUCCAGAACAAGGAGAAUGCACUGAAGAGGAUGUGAAGAAACCCUUGGUAGAGGCAAAGCUAUCCAAUCCUAAGGAACAUGUAAUUGAUGAAUAUUCUGCAUGUCAUGAUGCUUCUUCAGAUGAUGAUUUCUGUAUAAUAACAGAAGAUACUGAACACAAGAAAGACCCUAAGUUUCAAGAAGUCGUUGUGGGUCAAGAACAAGGACAUCAGAAGCCAAAGAGAACAUAUCAAUAUCAUCAUCCACUUUUGGGGGAAAAGUUUUUCCAACUCUGUGGCCCACGAGUGAAGAUGACAGAGGUCUAUGAUUUGAAUAUCAGUAGAUCCUUCUAUGGUGAACAACCUUCUUACCCAGAUAUUGAAGAGGAGCAUAGGGAACAAGAACAAUGUGAAUAUGAAUUCUCCCAGUGUACUGGAAUGCUUCGAAACUUAAAAUAUGAAUGGCCUGGGCAGCAACAUACUGGGCAAGGACAAGGACCUCGUGGAUAUCAUAGAGGAGAACAGGUGGUGACUGUUAUAGAUGACGUGGGGUCACCCACCAUGGAAUUUUUUGGAAAUGACAAUUCUCAGCAUUCACGAAAUGAGACACAUAGCUCAUCAUGCUAGCUGGAAUGCAGGUGAGAUUUUAGAAGUGGGCAGCAAGACCAUCUGGGCCUUUGUGGACAACAGAUGAUUGGAUGUCUUUGUGAGGCAGCAUCUACCAGAAUUCGUUGAUGGAUACCUGAGAUACCAACCUGUGUGACUGGAGACCCAAGACCACGUAUGUCAAGCCUAAUGCUGAUUUUAGUCCUAUGAAUGAUUAUAGGUUUACAGUGAAUAUGCAGACUUGAGUCCAAUUACCCAUAAUGGUGUGGUUUCAUCUACACACAGAUCUGAGUAGCUGAACCCAAAACUGAAGAGUUAGUCUUGUUUGGCAUAGCUAUCCAACCUGUGCACAAAUAAUGCAAUUUCUGCCUGGAUUCUCAAAGUUUCUACUAAUAAUAUGAACAUCCUAAGUUGUAAGGAACUGUAGACUGAGAAGACAAUAAACAUAAGGGUAGAAGUUAUUAUUAAAUUUAUUAUCAUUAAAUAAAGAUAAAUCAGUAUAGAAGACACCAUUCUGUUUCUAUGAAGCAUUAAUACCAUAAAGAAAAGGAAAAUGAUGAGAACAACUGGUUAUGUAAAAGCUUUCUGAUGUGACAGCAACAUGAAUUGACAAGCAAUUUCUUUAGUACUGCACAUGAUAUGAAAACAACAGUGAACUAUUGUAGUUGAAGUCUACAAAGUGAUUUGCCAUUCAACUAAAAAAUUAAAUAUCUUUACUUUUCUGGC